UCUCUCUCUCUCUCUCUAUCUCUCUCUAUCUCUCUAUCCUCAUUUCCACGUACUUUCUUCGCUGCCUUUUUUCUUCUCCUUCUCCUCCUCGCUAGGGCAAAAAUUCUCCAAAUCUGUGUGCACAUCUGAUAAACUCUGUUUAUAAUUACGUAGAAGACUCGGCUGUUGACGAAUCUCACCGUACGAAAUUCUCGAAAUUUCUAAGGACCUGUUUUUUUUUUGAGAUAAAAGAAAUAUGGAUUCUGAUUCAUGGAUUCGUUUCUCGAAUUCUUCUCGGCGUCACCAAUCUCGAUCAGAUAUAUAUAACAUAGGAGAUGAGUAUGAAGGCGAUGAGGAGACUAGGCCAGAGUUCAUGUGCCCGUUCUGUGCUGAGGAUUAUGAUGUUGUUGGCCUCUGCUGUCACAUAGAUGAAGAGCACACUAUUGAAGCAAAGAAUGGGGUGUGCCCGGUUUGUGGAACAAGGGUGGGGAUGGAUUUGGUUGGCCAUAUUACUAUGCAACAUGGAAGUCUUUUAAAAGUGCAGCGGAAAAGGAGAUAUCGGAGGGGUUCUAAUUCAACACUUGCUCUUUUAAGGAGGGAGCUACGGGAAGGAAACCUGCAAUCUUUCAUCGGGGGAUCCUCAUACUUGGGUUCUUUGACUACAGAAGCUGAUCCUUUGUUAUCAUCUUUUAUGUACCAUCCGCCCCUAGUUGAUGAACCUCCUGCAGCUCUUCAAUCUCCUGCUGAAGACUGCUCAAUGAAGGAAAGCUCUGUUGAUGACUUUCCCGAAAGAAAUACCCGUCCAUCUCCAAUAUCUGAGAAGGACCAAGAAGAGAAGGCGAGGAAAUGUGACUUCGUUCAAUCGCUUGUGCUUUCUACUUUUCUCCAUGACAACUUCUAAGCAAAAGCAAAAUUUGCUUCUGUUUUUUACUCUACUAGACUACUAGUGAUGUUGGGGAGAGAGCUAUGAGGAUGAAGAAGCUUUGUAAUAGCUAGUAGUUUUGGCUCUAUGUUGUAUGUGGAGCUAUUAUUAUUGUUAUUAUUAUUAUUAUUAUUAUUAUUAUUAUUAUUAUUAUUAUUAGUAUGUUUA
Molecule: messenger RNA, 1069 nt
Organism: Ipomoea nil (Japanese morning glory)
Lineage: Eukaryota; Viridiplantae; Streptophyta; Magnoliopsida; Solanales; Convolvulaceae
Product: protein DEHYDRATION-INDUCED 19 homolog 4-like
Exons: 5
Coding region: 236-880 (214 amino acids)
Source: RefSeq, a predicted model, not a curated record